UUGGCUCGGGUCACUCCUUGCAUGCCCUGGCGUCUGCGACUCGCAGCGUUGUUCCAGGUGCAAGGCUGGCGCGUGCCAUGGUACUUUGACUGCCGCCACAGCACAGAGUGGACAAACUUCAGAAAUGCUCUGGAAGUUCUGGAUGGUACAUACCAGGAGGAAGUAUUUUGGUGGGCACAAGCGUUACUCGAGAGGAUAGAGCCGAGUUUUCUCCGAGUUCAAAACACAGAUCACCUGUUUUUUCUUUGCAACCCAAAUGGUACGAUAGAGGAUGAUGACUGGGUACCGGUUCAGUCCGAUGAAGAGAGCAUCUUCAGAUUGAGCACGGGAACCAGCCAGUGGUCAAAUGAGGAGCGGGAACAGCGCAGUCACGCACUGGGCGAUUUUUGCUAUUUCGGAUAUAUGGCUGCGAUUGCCUAUCGAACCAGGAACACUGAUGCCUCCAUCGCUGGCAUUUUGGAAGGUCGGCAACAUGCCAUGCAAUUGCUGCAGAAUUUCUUGAUGAGUAGAGCCAAUUCCGUCGACUUCCUUGACUCUUCUGGCUGGCUGAUGACGCACGAGCUCGUGUUGAAGCACCUGUAUCCACCAGAUGGACCUCCAAGGAGAUGGGCGACGAUCGCGGACGAUCCAAGCAGGCCCGUCAACAGCUUGCAACUGGAGGCCACGAACAAGUUCUCAGAUGGGCUGCAAGCUCAACUCCACGUCGCGGCCAUUGGCUAUCACACCACGCUAGUGUUAGAGCUGAUCUCUCUUUGGGAGGAGUUUCUCUCAGACCAGCUGCGGUUGCAUUUUGCAGUUCAUGUUUUGGAACCAGGCCUGGGCGACGCAAGACAGGUUCGCGCUGCCAGCGUUUGCAAAGACUUUGAAGCAUACGGCGACCUUUGCGGUUGGGAUGCCCGCUUGUUGAGCCUGAAUCAAAAGCACAUCAAGCGUGUUAAACUGCCAAUCUCAGGGCUGCCAAGCCCGCAAAUCGAGGACCCAUCUGCCUUUGUUGAAGACUUUAUCGGCUUUUUUGCAGGCCUCGAUUCUGAUUCAUUCACCUUGGGUCAGACUGACCCGCGAAUUCAAGGCGCUGACCUACUUUUGUGCACAGAGCCGGCUUUCCUGUGCAACGCACUAGGUAGAUCUUUCCCACAUCGGCCAUUACUAGGCUAUUUCGCCAAUCCGCUGACGGCGUACGUUCCCGCUUUCGCUGCAGAGAGCUGGCUCCAAGACUUCGUCGCCUUGACAAAAGGUUUGGGACGUUCUGCCCCUUUUAUGGCUGUUGCAAGCACAAGGUUCCUGGGCGAACAGAUGCGGUUCCAGACCGGUGCUACUCGCGUGUUUGCUGCGCGACCACUGGCUGCCUACCUUGGUCCAGUGCGUGGAAGCAGCAAGGCAGAGGUUGUGGUGCUCCGCCAGCCGAGCAUGUUCUGGAAUUCCGCGUGUAUUUUGAACAGCCUGGUGCGGAUGAACAUGCAAGAGUUGCAGUCUAUGCAGUCUAUGCAGGCUGAGGGACUGAAAGCAACAAGCUUGCGUUUCACUCCCAGCGAGGAAUUGCCAGACGCAUCAUCGGAGGCAAUUGCAUCUUUUGCUGCCUGUGUCAUCUACCCGUACGAUGUGUCACAAAUGCGGCUGUACGAGCUCUAUGCAUUGUCUGUCCCGCUGUUCGUGCCGAGCCGCGCGCAGCUACCCAGCUACAUCUACCGGGGCUUGACAUCCAUCGAGGACUUUGAUCACGUGCUUCCUGACGCAGGAUUUCAAGGCGGCUGGCGAAAGUCCGACAUCGGGCCUCAUUUGGACUUCAACCCGUUUGACCGAGAAUGGCGAGCUGCUGAUGCAUGGACGCAGCUUACACAUUGGGUCAGCUUGCCGCACUUGGUGCGCUUCGAAAGCUCCGCGCAGCUUCUGAGCCGAUUGAUGCAGGAAAACCUUCGCAGCGUGUCUGCUGCUAUGCGGCGACAACAAGAGCGCGAUGUGAUUCGGGCAGUGCGCUUUUGGACGGCUGCCUUGAGCCACCUGGGGGAAGCAACCUAGACACUUGUCGAGCUUCGCCUGGAG
Molecule: messenger RNA, 2040 nt
Organism: Effrenium voratum
Lineage: Eukaryota; Dinophyceae; Suessiales; Symbiodiniaceae
Source: the annotation of a GenBank genome assembly